AUCCUGCGACGCUUACUCUAAACUUUUGCUGUGUAAUCUGACUGAACGAGCGGUGGUGAAUUGACAGUCGACAAAAACUGAACAUUUGUAGUUAAAUACACAAUACAUAAUGGAGUACUUGAUCGGGAUUCAGGGAACAGAUUUUGUCUUGGUUGCUGCAGAUAAUGUUGCAGCCAGCAGCAUCAUUCAGAUGAAACACGAUUACGACAAAAUGUUCAAACUGAGUGAGAAGAUCCUGUUGCUAUGCGUUGGAGAGGCGGGAGACACUGUGCAGUUUGCCGAGUACAUCCAGAAGAACGUUCAGCUCUACAAAAUGAGAAACGGUUAUGAGCUCAGUCCAUCAGCAGCAGCCAACUUCACACGGAAGAAUCUGGCAGACUACCUUCGUAGCAGGACCCCCUACCAUGUGAACCUGUUGCUAGCAGGGUAUGAUGAGUCAGACGGCCCGGGCCUGUUCUACAUGGACCACCUGUCUGCCCUAGCCAAGGCUCCCUUCGCUGCCCAUGGCUACGGCGCCUUCCUCACCCUGUCCAUCCUGGACCGCUACUACCGACCCGAGCUGACUCGUGAAGAAGCUGUGGACCUGCUGAAGAAGUGCGUUGAGGAGCUGAACAAGCGCUUCAUCCUGAACCUCCCCUCCUUCAGCGUGCGUUUGAUUGACAAGGAGGGCAUCCAUGACCUGGAGAAGAUCACCGUGGGACACAAGUGACCGCACGCCGCUCUCCCUCAACACCCCGCCUUUUUUUUGUACCGUAGACUCCCCUUCUUUAUGUUCCAAUAAAACGUGACACACUGUUGACAUA
This is a messenger RNA of Osmerus eperlanus (European smelt), 803 nucleotides long. It is a transcript of the gene psmb2, whose product is annotated as proteasome 20S subunit beta 2. Gene Ontology annotation, biological process: proteasomal protein catabolic process. Gene Ontology annotation, cellular component: cytosol; proteasome core complex; nucleus. The transcript has 6 exons. NCBI's taxonomy places the organism in Eukaryota, Metazoa, Chordata, Actinopteri, Osmeriformes, Osmeridae. The record is from RefSeq and is a predicted model, not a curated record. Bases 110 to 709 code for a protein of 199 amino acids.